Molecule: messenger RNA, 10297 nt
Organism: Petromyzon marinus (sea lamprey)
Lineage: Eukaryota; Metazoa; Chordata; Hyperoartia; Petromyzontiformes; Petromyzontidae
Source: RefSeq, a predicted model, not a curated record
AUUAGUAAAAAAAAGACCCCCUCCUAUUGUCACGUUCCCUAAAUAACUUUCCAAAGGACGUAUCUCCAUUGUACAACCGGCUCUCGCCGCGCACACGCAACCGCCGGUUGACGUGUAAGUUUACACCUGCGGGUGGCUUCCCAAGUGAUUGCCUACUUGGGGGAAUCGGACCCAGGCCCCAGGUUGCUCAGAGGUGUGCACGCACGACGUGGCGCUGGGACUCAUAGGCUGCGGGUGGCUGGGACUCACGAAGAUUCACCUCCCCAAACCUAUCCAGAAGCUCGCGUUCUAAUAGCUCGGUUGAAGAGGUAAAACAAAAAAAAUGCUACCGUUUUUUUUUUUUAUUCACGAACUGCACCGACAAAACAAAAACCUGUUUAAAACUCACAGGUGUCGGAAAAUCCGGAUCCGAUCCCGGGUUUUAUUUACGGUGCUCGCCCGGUGUCCCGGCCACCGUCGCAUUGCUCUCUGCAUCGCUACGCAAACGGCUGUCGGUUUGUCUCUUUAAAUGUUGCGGUGCGCUUGCCGUAGCUGGCGGGUGGUGAUAGAUGACAGGGCUUUGGCCGCCCCCAAAACCUCCUCACCGGCUCGAAAAAUUGUUCACAGGCCACAGAGCCAAACCUCCCAGAGCCCGACUCGGCGAGAAUGCGCAAGGCCGCCACAGACGACAAUUCGUGAAUCCAUGAUCCGGGGGGGGCGGGGGGGGGGGGGUUCGUCAAACACUCGUCAGUCUAUCACUUGCUCUGCCAACGGCCCUCUCGUUUUAGAACUUACAUUCAGUACACUGCUCCCGAUUCAGUCCAUGUGUUGCGAUCAGCUGCCUGAGCUGCCCGGCUACCGUCAGUACCACAAGUGUAAAAAUCUCAUUCAACCGAUAAAUAAAUGCACAGUUAAGCCGCCUACGUGAACGGCACAAGAUGUCACACCUCACCACGUCUGCGCCGUGCGUCGACCAAUGUAGCAAAAGAGGUGGCAUGUUGUGACAAUGAGCAGCAAGUUUCGAGACUUUGUGAAGUAAAUUCCGCGUCUCUCAUCUUUUUUGCAGGAGCACGAGGCCGCCACGGCACCGGGUGAAUAAAGGCCGUCGAGGCGCGGGAUGAGCGGUGGAAUGCGCUACGAUGGACGCUUUGGAAACCACGUCCGGCCACGGGCGGGGGGGCGCCGCUUCUGCCGUCUGAACCAUUGACAAACCGCGCGGGCUCCAACGGAGAAGCCGAGCGUUGUCCCCGGUGAGGAGCGGCCACAGCCACUGGGGCGAUGGCGCCGAGCACGUGAGCGCCCUCCAUGGCCGCGGCUCCGAUGCUAUGACGAGCACCGGGCCAGUGGCGCCACCACCACUUCCUCCUCCUCUUCCUCCUCCCGCAUCGAUGAUCGGCAAGGACAGCGCUGUCGAGCAGGCCGGUCGCUCUCCCGGCAAAGCUGUCGACGCGGCAGACAGACCCCGCGCCUCGGCAGCCACAUCCCUGGAGGCCGCGGGGCGGCCCGUGGAGCUGGGCCCCGCCAAGCCGGCGGUGGUCGAUCGUCAUGGUGACCGUGACGACGAUCGGAGCGGACCGACAGAUCGGGCUGCCGUCGCUGGAGUUGCGCACGUUGAGUGGCGCCGGGCGGCCGCUUGCAGCGGCAGAGAGGAAGCCGGGGAGAGGCCCGCGCUGCUCGCAGAACCGCACUCAAAGGCCAACCACGUGCAGGAGCAGCAGCGGCAGCAGCAGCAACAGCAGAAGCAGUGUGAGGAGUGGGAGCACUGCUUGGGAGCCCUGACUGUCCCCAGCCGUGGAAGAAGAAGGUCGCGAGGAGGGAGGUCACACAGAGAGCGCCUGCUCACGAGGCUGCCUCCAGCGCAGCUGGGCCCUGACCUCGAGACUCCCGGCCCUGCGUGGAGCCCUGGGAGGUCGCCUCCCAGCAGUGCGGUUCGCGGUAAGCGGUGGCCCGGCGCGGCGCACGAACCGCCGCCGCCACAUGGCACGAGCGGUGCCUGCGGAGGUGUUGGGAGGAGGAGGCGGCACUACUGCCGGGACGGGGAGGACAAGCUGAAGAAGCCGGGCAAGUACGCGUGCUCCUACUGCGGCAGGGCAUGCGCCAAGCCGAGCGUGCUGAAGAAGCACGUCCGCAUGCACACGGGCGAGCGACCAUACCCGUGCCUGGCCUGCGGCUUCUCCUUCAAGACGAAGAGCAACCUCUACAAGCACUGCAAGUCACACGCCCACGCCGUGCGGGCCACGCCGCUCUGGCCCGCUGACGAGUCGGGCAAGGGGCUUGCGCCUGGCGUGGACUCGGAGGAUCCACCGGGCGGCCCGUCGGAUGGGGAGAGAACGGACACGGAUGUCGAGUGCUGUGUGGACGAGCUUGCUCCCCGCGACAUCGACGCCUCAGCAGGGGGAGCUUUCAAAGCGCGACAGGAAAUAUGGACAUCGCCACGGGCUGCGCCGGCCCUCUUCGGUGAAGAGCAGGAGGUGAAGGAGGAAGUGCCGAGCCGCUGUUUUGCAAAUAAGGGCGUUUCGGAUGCACGCAGCGAGGAAUUCCUUCCAAGGGAGACGAUGGGGAAGGGAAACGGCGUCGGCGAAGGAGAAGUCACACCGGGCCUGGCUGCCUCCGCCCUGCCACAGAUGGUGGUGGUCGCGGCGGGCCAGGGUGGCCGCGCCGUCGCCGAAAGCGGGCAGCGGAGCGUAGGCGUGCAGCAGCAGGCUCCCACGGCGGCGGCGAGCGACAACGAUCUCCGCUCGGCGAAGCACCGGCUGUGGCGCAAGCGGGAACUGGAGUCGAACUCGUCGGGGCACCUCCUCACGCCUAGUCCGUUCAGCAGCAAGGGGAGCACUGACUCGGGGUACUUCUCCCGCUCGGGCAGCACUGAACUGUCGCUGGCCAGCCCGCUCGCGCCGAUCACUGUCACCUGCACCGGCGGCGGCGGUGGCGGCUACAAUGCGCCGUCAUUCGCCUUCCAAGGGUCGGCGGGCAGGGGUCGAGUGACCGAGCGUUAUGCGCACACGGGCUGGCGUGGUGAGACUGUGGAGGACGACGAGGAGGACGGCGAGGAGGAGGGGGGGCCAGCGGAUGCGAGGACAUGGAGCGACCCUGCGCUCUCUCGCCGAGGAGGCGGCGCUGGUGCCGGCAGCGGCGCCGGUACUCAGGGACCGCACCCCUGCCACGACUCCGGCCGCCGCAGGAGCUCGAGCGCCGACCCUCCCGUGAGCGUCGUCUCCGGCGGCGCCAAAUGCCAGAGCGGGGAGUUUUUGGACGUGCCUGUGUUCGAGACGGGCGGUUUCUUCCGCAGCAAUUCCAUGCCGACGUGCAAUCCAUCGCGGAGUGGUCAUUCGCCGGCUGGGCACCCAGCCGGCGCAAGCCUGUCAUUCGACGAGUGCUUCCCGAGGAAGGGCGGCUCCAUCGGCGGAUCCUCUCCGGCGCUCGCGUACGGCACAAACCCUCGACCGCUGGUGAGGCAGCAGGCCGUAGAGCUCCCGGCCUGCAGGGACAUUCAAGGGAGGCAGUUUCACGAACAGACGAAGGUCACAUCCGUAAUAUGGCAAAGCAGCGGCAGCUUGCUCUCUGAAACGGUGGUCCCGCUGGGAAAUAAGACGGCCGUGGCCCCGAGUUGCCAGGGCGAUAAUGUGAGCGUCAACCGCACAGAGAGGGACGUGGUCACGGCGAGGCUGUUUCACUGUCCGGGGGCCUUGGACCGCACCUCGCUGCAGGGAAAACGGAGAAAACCCAAAAGCGUCAGGGACGAGGACGAGCCGGACUUUGUGACGGGCGAGACUUUAGUGUCAGGCGGAGGUGAGCCGGUGCAGGAGCCGCCGAUGGACGUCACUGGAGUUGGCGCGGGUCCCACUGCGGUGCUGCAUUGGCACGAGCACACCCCCUUUGGGAAGCGUGAGUCACCAGUGGGGGCCAUUGCCAACACGCCGUCGGAGUCACCCGCCGAUGCGGCCGCCGGGUUCGUGCCGCGACGCGGCCAGAGUCUGGAAAGCGUCGUGGGCCGGCAUGCAGGCAAGAACGAAAUCUCCGUCAUCCAGCACACCAAGUUGCUCGGCCGCCCCCGCUCAUUUGAAAAGGCCGAUGCGGGGCGCUCCGGCUGCGUCGUGCUCCGCCAGUCCCUGUCGGCGGACCAAGCCCGAGACAGCGUCACGGUUCGGCAGAACUUCCCUGCGACGGCUGCCAGCGAGAAGGAGGAUGGCGGUGCAAAGAUGCGUGGGGGCGCGCAGCCCGACCCGCAAGCGCCGCGCAACGGGAGACUCAUCCGGCAAAGUAAAAUUCCGGAAAUCUUGGUGACGGUGGAACCGGACGGCGACCAACAGCAGAACGACUACCUCAAGGAGAAGCCCGGCAAGAAGCGGGAUGAAGAGUUCCAGUGGCCGCGGAGGAGCGAGACCCUGGAGAAGCUUCCGGCCGAGAAGCUGCCCCCCAAGAAGAAGCGGCUGCGCCUCUCCGAGCUGGGCAACGCCUCCAUUGAGUCGAGCAACGACUCCUCCGUGUCGGCCCCGCUCUCCCGCAGCCCGAGUGCGGACGGCACCCUCUCGCGCUGCUCCAGCCUCUCGUCGGCCUCGCUCGACCACGCCGAGGUGGGUGACGACGAAAAGCCCAAGAAGGAGCCAGCGGAGAAGUCCGGGGAGGAGGGCGCCGCCCUGUUUCUGACCGUGCCGGGCGCGCCGCCUUCCCCGCUCCAGCCGCCCGGCGGGGGGAUGCGCCGCACCGCGUCGGAGCACGAGCCGUGCGGCGCGGGCCCCGGGCCACAGGGGGGCCGAAGCAGGUCGUUCGACGACGGGAUCCUGUCGGCGCCCUGCGUCCCCGUCGCUGACGGUUUCGGACGAGCGGCCGCGGCGGGAGAGCGCCGGAAGGCGUACCUGGAGCACCUGGCGAGCUUGAACGGACACCCCGAGGCGGCUCGCGCGGCGGCAUCUGCUAUGGCGGUGGAUGGUUAUUUGCACCUGCACAGUGCCAAAGAGUACUCCAAGCUGCUGGAGAGUUGCGGUGCCUCACCGGCUGACGUUCAGCAGCAGUCCCAGCGUCAGUUCUUCCGCCGAGAAAUCCCACAGCGCAUCGGAGCGUAUGCUUUGUCUUCGGAGCGUCCAGGAUCAAAGCCAUAUCUGCUGGAGCACGCUUUGACCGUACAGAGACUGGACUCCGAGCUGCACAGGCCAAACCUCCAGUGGGCUCCCCACCAUGCCUCCGUUCCGCCGCCAUUCCCGCCGCUCCCUCUCACCCACCGUCCCCACACUCAGAACAAUCUCCUGCUGUGUCACCAGCAAAAGCAGCACUUUCCCAGGCACGCGUUUCAAAAUCCUUUCGAACGCUUUCACUCGGAGAGCUCGUCUCGCCCUCCGGCUUGGCAAGCGAAGGCUGUGCAGCAGGCAGUGCCGAGUCACGUGGCAGACACUCGCUCGAUGGGAGCCGUGUCCAAACAGUGGCGAUCGACCCCCGUUGACGUUGGCUUGAAAAACCAUCGCUCGUCCGACCCCCAGCACACGCCGUCCGCCAACACAACCGCCCCGCACGUGGCGCACGCAGCAUUGCCGAGGGCUGACGUGGGGGCGGCCCUCGCGCUGCGGACGUGCGGCCGCGUGUUACAGCCGUCGCCGUUGGCGUCAGCGGUGCCCGUUCGCCGGCCCUCCGUCUUGGAACCCCACCCUGGCCGUGCCAUCUUCACGUCGCCGUCUCAGCUCGCCCACCCCCGCCUGUGCCAGCCUGCCGUGGUAGUCUGCCACGUGACCGGUGAGGAGGGAGGCGCCGCUCUGAUGGGUUCCUCUGACGAAGCGCCGCAGCGUUCUGCGCGGGCGGCGACGCCGCCGCCGCUGCGCGGCGAGGCUUCCCAUCUCGGGGUUUCUGCUUCGGUCUUGCAGAGGGACCAAUGCGCCGCACGCCUGGGAGACAUCAUGCAGGCGGCGCCGCCGGGCUGUCAACUGCUACCUGGUGCCAGCAGCAGGUUGGGUCUCGACAAAGGGGAGGAUCGGCCCCGCGGCACCGCCGACCCAUCGCCGCGGCGAGGGACUAACGGCGAAGUGAGAAAGCAAGCGGAGCCCCCUCGGCUGAGGAAGCCAGUGCUCGUCCGGCAGUUCUGCACGACGGAGCCCGUGGAACGCGACGGCUCCCCCGCACGCUGCGACGCCGCCGUGAGCGCGUCGCCAGCGUUGUUGCCGGCGGUCCCGGGAGCCCGUCUUGGAGAUGUUCAAGGCGCCCCUGCGGACGAUGCUCGGACCUCCGAGCUGCCCUCCCAGCAACCCGACGGUCACGGCCUCACGGACACGACGGCCGCACCCUGUCCGCCCCAGGGGCUCGCCACCUCCAAGUCGGCGGUGCAGGUGCGGGUGCUGCUGCCAGCCGGGGCGGCAGCCCACGGGGGCUCCGGCUCUAUCACGGUCCCCGUGCUGCAGACGGUGGCCACCCCGAGUCUGCUGGUCCACGUGGGCCCCCGGCCGGGCCUCGCCGUCCUCGUGGCCGACCUGGCCGAGGUUCAGCAGCUGAUCCUGCCGGGCCUGCACACGCUCACGCCGGCGUCCUGGUGCCUCCUCAAUGCCCGGGCGCGACCAAGCACCGUCGCCGACACCACCACCACCACGACUACGGACGGCAAGGCCUCGGUGUAUGGGCCGUGGGAGCCGGCUAAGAGCGGUGACAGCCUCUGCGGUGGCAUUCUCCCCGGCGUAUCUACGCACGCUGCGCUGGCACUCCUGCGGUCCAGGCAGCGGGCGGGGCCGUCCACCUACAGCACGGCGGGCGCCUGCCCCGCCAACGCCUGCGCCCUCGUCCACUCGGGCUGGUGGAGGAGGCCUCACGUGGCGCAGCCAAUACCGGCGGUGAAAGUUUGCACCCCACUGGGGAAGCCAACCCCGACCGUCGCGGGCAGCCGCGAGAAGGAGCUGGAGCGAGAGCAAGCGAGGGAGAGCGCGCGGGAGAGCGCGCGGGAGAGGUCGGCGAAGGGUCACCACGACUCUCCGUCGCGCGCUGCUAAACCCGCACUGCCCUGCCGCAUCAAGAUCUUCGAUGGCGGGUACAAGUCGAACGAGGAGUACGUGUACGUGCGGGGCCGCGGGCGAGGCAAGUACGUGUGCGAGGAGUGCGGCAUCCGCUGCAAGAAGCCCAGCAUGCUGCGGAAGCACAUCCGCUCGCACUCCGACCUCCGACCUUACCGUUGCCACAUCUGCAGCUUCGCCUUCAAGACUAAAGGGAACCUCACCAAGCACGUCAAGUCCAAAGCUCACAGCAAGAAGUGCCUGGAGAUGGGAAUGAGCGCAAUGAUGGGAGACGACCCCGGGGAGCAAGAUCCGGAGUGGCAGCCGUCUCCAGGAGCCAGGGAGGAUCACCAGUUUUCCGAUGCCGACGACUCGGAUCGAGAUCGCGACGACGACGACGAUGACGACGACGAAGACGACGAGGACGAUAACGACGAAGGAUUGGCGGCUCUCGCGGCGCUCAGAUCCGACGGGAACCUCGGGAGCGCUUCUCCUCUGGGCAGCUGGGAGCCGUGUGGGACUGGAGAACCCGGGGCCCGUUCCGCCGGAGGAUGGCCGAGCACCGCCGACGCCGCCUUCGACGACGACGACGAAGUCGCCCGCCUGACGCUGAGGCUGCGAGCAUCACUCCACGGCGCCGCCUCCAUCUCCGCCGCGCAUCCCUCUCCUCCGCCGCGGCACGAUGCGGCGCCCGCUUUCGCGGUGACGCCCGGCGGAAGCUCGCCAUCGCAAUGCUCGAGGGCACUCCUGGGUCGCUCUCUCGCCGGCGGAGGCACGAGGUCGCCACCGUACGACGCGCCGGGCCGCGGCGCGCGGCCCGGCAAGGGAGCGCCGCUGGCGCCGUCUCCAAAUCGCCUCGGCGUUCUGCUCGAGCGCGCGAUGCGGGACCGGCCUCGCCUCGCCGGGGGCUGCUCGCCGAGCCGGCCGCGGGCGGUGCCGCGCGACGGCUCGCCUGCCCCCGGUCGGCACGGCGCGUUCCGGACGCACUCGCUGUCGCCGUACCGGCGCGACGUGGCGAGGGAUAGGCCCCCGUCCCCCGGCGGCGCAGGCCGCACCCACUCGCUCUCGCCGCACAGAGGCGGCGCGGCCCGGCUCACCGACGACCCCGCGGUUGUGGCGGCGGCGCCUCCUCCCGCCACGGCACGAUCCCCGCCGGCGCUUGCCGUGCGCGGUGCUGGCGGCGGGCGGGCGGACCCGCUGGUCUCCGCGGCUCCGCGGCCGCAGCAGCCUCCGUUCGCAGACGCCGCCCGCUGUGGCCUGACGGCUUCCGCGCAGCAUCCUGGGAGUUUGGCCGGAGACCCCCCGGGGAGUAAAGGAAGAGGCUCCUUGUACGAGGAGCAGGCCGCCCAGUGCUACGCUGCCGUCGGGCCCACGUCCGGCAACGGCGCCCAUGCGCAGCCCCCGGACGAUCGCCACUUCGGCGCCACCCCCGGUGGUCCCGCCCGGCCCUUCCCGAGCAAGCCGCGCCAACUCUCGACCCGCCUCCUGCAGCUGCCGAAAGCGCUGCCGCACGCGGUGGCCGUGGUCGGCAGCGUCCACAUGAUCGACAUGAGCAGGGUGGCCCGGGCCGCCGGCUCCACCUCCUCCUUCUCCUCCUCCUCCCUCGACGAAGAGGCCGCGGUGGCGUUCGCCCCCGAGCGCCUGGCCGAGCCGUCGUUCGCCGGCGCCCCCCGCCGCCGCCACCGCGGGACGCCGCCCCCGGUCGCGGGCGUCGUGACGAGCACGGCGCCCGACUGCCCGGACACGUUCGCGUUCGGCUCGGGGCACGCCGCCGUCCGCUUCCGGGCCGAGCCUCCGGAGUUUUGCGCGGCGGCGGCGGCGGCGGCGAGGAGCGGAGGGACGACGGCGACGGGGAGGGGUGGAGGCGACCCCUGCGAGCUGGCGGCGCUGCCUCUGUCCGUCUCGUGCUCCGUGGUGGAGGCGGUGCCCCCGAGGCCGCGCCGGACGGAGGAAAGCGGAGUGCACGGUUCCGGACGGAGGCCCCUGCCGGUCAGCGCCGGGGUUUCGGAGACGGCGGCGACGACGUGACCGGGGGAACGGGGGGGGGGGGGGUUGGCUGUGAGACCUCUCACCGGAUAUUUUUCCGGCUCGUUGGUGCCCGUUAGAAUGGAGCGGGCGCGUGACUCGCAGCGAGAGGCGUUAUCGAUGCGGUGUGCCGGGGGGCGCGGAAUUAUUUUUGAGGUUGCCGUCACCGGACCAAUCGGGCCGAAACGAAUCCCUGGACGUAACAUUCCACCUCGUUGAGCUCACGACGCCGGUUCGCAUCGCAAGUGACGGUGAACUUUGAAACCGUAAUGGACAAUGCAACAUGCACCAGGAGGAUCUGAUAGAGUUAGUGACGUCAUUCAUUCACGCAUUUCGGAGUUCUGUUUUGUAAUUCCCCCAACUGUGCCAUCGCGGUCACGUCUUGAGACAAAAUAUCAAUUUGCAUCUCUCAUAGAGAAGUGCAACCUCUUCAUUUUAGGGAGUGGCCCACUGUGGAAGUGGAUACCACAGAGCUAUGUCUGAGAUACCUACAAAUGGACCCUUGUUUCACAGAGUAGGGGGCAGCACUCUCCGAUCUGCACUACACAUGAGUAAUAUUCGUCGCAUGGCAGUCGACGCCACCUUCCACGACGGUUUUUGGUGACCGGGCUAACACCAUCCAGUCACUCCACUUGAAUCCUGGUUUAAUCACAGACGGCUGCCUGGAUUUGACCCCAGGAUCUCAGCUUCGCCAGCUCACUCCUCGAACCUCCGAGCCACUCGGCCACCUCAAGCGUUGUUUUCUUUUAAAUAAUAAUAAUAAAGUUGACAAUGAUACACAACCGGUCAGCACGGUUGACUAUGUACGGUGCGAAAGAAGUUCAACAUGCAUACGUGCCGGCCUUCAUAAGCGCUCGCUAACAACACGCGAACCUCAUCAAUUCAGCUGGUGUGUGCCAUUCACCGUUGCCGCGCGGUGUCGCUCUCCGUCCUGCCGUGCCUGUGGUGCCCACGAAGAAUCCCAAAUGUCUUGCCCUGCAUGCGUUGGUCUCCGCAUCUAUCCUCUCCUCGUGCCGCUCCACCAACAAUGCGCGUUCCGAGCGCUGGCGUCCGUCGCGUGCGAGAGAUAUUUUUUGGGACGUGCGGCUCGAGGGGACGAGGAGAUGGAACGCUGCCGGUGAACCGUGCUUGAGGGCCCAACAAACACCACCAGGGCCGCACAGAUGAGGGAAGUGAAAGGAGGAUUUUGCCACAGGCCUCAAACAAAAAAAAAGCUCAAACCACGGGACUAUUUGUUUUUUUGCGAAAGAAUAAGGGGCAGCCCCAACAUGGCAUUCUCACCCUGGGGCCCUCCAAGCCCAGGCUUUCAGGAACCUCCGAUUAGCACGGCG